AUGGAUCCCAAUUCCACUUUAUCGCACGCUUCGACGCUGCUCGCUCGCGCCGAGAGCUCGGGUCGGCCGCCGGUAUACAAAGCUAUUGGUAUCUCGCUGGCUGUUGCAUCUGGUGUGUUUAUUGGUAUAUCAUUCGUGAUCAAGAAGAUCGGGUUGCUGAAAGCGAAUGUCAAAUACAAUGAAGAGGCCGGAGAGGGAUAUGGAUAUCUGAAGAAUUUCUGGUGGUGGACUGGAAUGACGCUGAUGAUUAUCGGAGAGAUAUGCAACUUUGUUGCGUAUGCAUUUGUCGAUGCGAUUCUCGUUACGCCGCUUGGUGCGUUGUCUGUUGUUAUUACGACGAUUCUGUCGGCUAUUUUCCUCAAGGAGCGGUUGAGUUUUGUUGGGAAGGUUGGCUGUUUCUGUUGUAUUAUUGGGUCUGUGACUAUUGCUAUGAAUGCGCCUGAACAGUCUUCUGUCGACGAUAUUCAGGGCAUGCAGCAUUUCGUCAUUCAACCUGGCUUUUUGACUUAUGCUGGGUUGAUUAUUGUUGGGGCUGUUUUUACGGCUCUUUGGGCUGGUCCGCGAUAUGGCAAACAGAGUAUGUUUGUUUAUAUCAGCAUUUGCAGUAUGGUUGGUGGCUUGAGUGUUGUUGCUACUCAGGGGUUGGGCUCUGCUAUUCUUGCUCAGAUCAAUGGCGAGGAGCAGUUUAAGCAUUGGUUUCUCUAUGUCUUGUUUGUCUUUGUUAUUGGGACAUUACUGACUGAGAUUAUUUAUCUGAACAAAGCUCUGAAUCUUUUCAAUGCCGCUUUGGUCACCCCGACUUACUAUGUGAUGUUCACCAGUGCCACCAUUAUUACCUCUGCUAUCCUGUUCCAGGGUUUCAAGGGAACAGGCAUUCAGAUCGCAACCGUGAUAAUUGGAUUCUUGCAAAUUUGUGCAGGCGUGGUACUGCUGCAGCUAUCCAAGUCUGCCAAAGAUGUUCCCGAUGCCGCUGUAUUCAAGGGUGAUCUCGACCAGAUUCGGGAGGUUGCUACAGUGGAAGAGCCUGAAUCCGAACCCAAGGCCGAUUCUAUUCGCGGUGCGGCUUCUAUCAUCCGCCGUAUCUCUACAGCUCGUCGCACCAUGGAAUCAGAUGAAGCCCGUCGCUUCUUCCACGACAAGCACGAGGACCAUCUGAAGCCACCCGGCGAGGGUGAGAUUGUUGAAUGGGAUGGUCUGCGCCGGCGCAAGACUGUCAUCGGUGAAGGACCUACCAUGUCGAGGCCACGUACUCCGCGAACACCCUCAAUCAAACAGCAACAUCCACCCUGGGGCAUGUCACACUUCCCUACAGCUGAAGAGGAAGAAGAAGACGAGCACAGACCCACCACAAAGCAAAGUGGCCAUUCUUUCUUGGAUGGUAUCCGGUCUCGUGCUACCAGCGUGCUUCACCACGGCCAGUGGAGGCCUGUACAAACCCAGGAAGAGAAGAACACGGACGCCAAUACACAAUCGGUUGGUAUGACAGAUAUGCCUCACCACGGGGUCGCCGAUACAGAAUACCACGGAGGUGGAGGCUUGGAUGCUCCGUUCCAUCCAAAUCGUCCCCGUAGCGAUACUCCGCGAUCAAUCUCAUGGGCUGACGAAAAGCCCGACUCCCUAGCCCCGGAACCCCUCGCCAAUACUGCCCGCCGCCAAUUCUCCUUCAACACCAUGAUGAACCGUGUGAAAGCCGGCAGUGAAUCUCAAGUCACCUCACCCCGUGGCAUCCUGCGCCGGACUCACCUGGGAGGAGAUCUCCGCAAGUCUGCCACCGAAGAGGAAUCUCUCGGCCUAGUCCACGGGGACUCGCGAACUUCUCAGCCCGAAGAAGAGCCCCUGAACGAAAAGCUCGAGCGCUGGUCCAGCGGUGAAUCCGACCUCGGCGAACCCCAGCCAUUAUACACAGGCCGUCCCCACGGAAACUCAGUAUCGAGCAUGUCAACCGCAGCAUUUCCAGCCUACGAAGACAACCACCACGAUUACGACACGAACUCAAACCCCUACUACCUCCCGCACAAUCGCCAAACAACAUCUUCCCCCGAACCCAUCUCUCAUGACAACUCCACCUGGCAACAACAUCCCCCAUCAUCAGCAGGAAGCAGGACUCGCACACGAACCAACUCCUCUUCCCAAGCCUACGCCCACGCCCCACCACCUGCUCAAUCAUCCUUCUCUACACACCGCUAUCCAAACCCUCUUCCGCCUCUCCCUGAUAUCACACCAAUCAGCACAAACGAUCUCAUGCCAACUACCGAUGGCCCCGGAGUGAGAUCUGUCUCGUCCGAAUCCGCAGGCUUGACAUCCGUCUCUGGCGGUGCGGAAAGUAACGUCGAUGAUCAUCUCCCUACCCGUCGACAGAGCGGUUGGCGGAGACACAUGUCGUGA
Penicillium antarcticum is the source of this 2385-nucleotide messenger RNA. Its product is annotated as DUF803 domain membrane protein. Gene Ontology annotation, molecular function: magnesium ion transmembrane transporter activity. NCBI's taxonomy places the organism in Eukaryota, Fungi, Ascomycota, Eurotiomycetes, Eurotiales, Aspergillaceae. Gene Ontology annotation, biological process: magnesium ion transport. The transcript is spliced from 2 exons. Bases 1 to 2385 code for a protein of 794 amino acids. The record is from RefSeq and is a predicted model, not a curated record. Gene Ontology annotation, cellular component: membrane.